Messenger RNA from Manihot esculenta (cassava), 2205 nucleotides. RefSeq lists its product as uncharacterized. Lineage: Eukaryota; Viridiplantae; Streptophyta; Magnoliopsida; Malpighiales; Euphorbiaceae. Bases 1 to 2205 code for a protein of 734 amino acids. The transcript is spliced from 4 exons. The record is from RefSeq and is a predicted model, not a curated record.
AUGUGUAUGAAAGAUGAGUACAUGUUCCUGACAAUUAUAAUACCUGGUCCCAAGAAUCCGAAAGAGAAGCUUGAUGUGUACAUGCAACCAUUAGUGCAAGAAUUGAAAGAACUUUGGGCAAUUGGUGUGAAUACUUACAAUGCUUUCCAGCAGAACAAUUUUACUAUGCGUGCUGCAUUAAUUUGGACUAUAAGUGACUUCCCUGCUUAUUCAAUGCUCUCAGGUCAUCGGAAGUUCUUGCCUGACGACCACCCUUUCCGUCGAAACAAGAUAUCUUUUAUUAAAAACAGAAGUGUAUCGAAGUCAUCGUCGCCAAUUAGAACUGGGGAAUACUUGCUAAAAGAAAUUGACCAAAUUGGGUUGAGGCGGGUUAUAGACAUUGAUAGUCAUGAAAUAAAUUGUCGGCUUUCAAAAAGAACUGGUUGGCGUAAACGGAGCAUAUUAUGGGAUUUGCCAUAUUGGUCUUCAAAUAUGAUUCGCCACAAUCUUGAUGUAAUGCACAUUGAAAAGAAUGUAUUUGAAAAUAUUUUUAAUACAGUUAUGAAUGUGGAGGGGAAGACAAAAGACAAUAUAAAAUCAAGGGAAGAUUUAAAUGAAAUAUGUAGGAGACCAGAAUUGAAGAAAGAUCCAAUUAGCGGAAAAUAUCCAAAAGCAUGUUAUUGUUUGGAUAACCAAUCGAAGAUGAUACUGUGUGAUUGGCUUAAAACACUCAAAUUCCCUGACGGAUUUGUUUCCAAUCUAGGGAGAUGUGUUGAUAGUCGGAAGCUUAGACUUUUUGGUAUGAAAAGCCACGACUGUCAUGUUUUCAUGCAACGAAUUCUUCCUAUAGCUCUCAAAGAGUUCUUACCAAAUAAUGUUUGGCAACCAAUAACAGAGCUUAGCAAUUUCUUUAGAGAACUCACCUCAACUACACUUACUAAUGGGGACAUGCAACGGUUAAAUGAACAAAUUCUUGUGAUCCUUUGUAAGCUUGAACGAGUUUUCCCUCCAAGUCUGUUUGAUUCAAUAGAACAUUUACCAGUACACCUUGCAUAUGAGGCAUUAAUUGCAGGACCAGUACAAUAUCGAUACUUGAGAAAGUUAAAGAACAAUGUCAAAAAUAAAGCAAGGGUUGAAGGUUCAAUAUGCAAUGCUUACUUGGUAGAAGAAGCAGGUGCAUUUUCUGCUCAUUACUUUGAAGCACAUGUAAUGACCAGACAUCGAAAGGUUCCACGCAACUUGCAUGAAUUUGUCUCUGAUGAUGACAUACCGGGUAAAUUAAGCAUAUUCAAAUGCACAGGUAGAACUAUCGGAAAAGGAAAAUCUAGAUAUAUGACUGAAGAUGAAAUCCAAGCUGCUCAAACAUAUAUUCUAUUAAAUUGUCCAGAGGUGAAAACAUAUAUUGACAUUUAUGUGGAGCGAGUAAAGUUGGCACAACCAAAUAUCACAGAUGCAGCUGUUGAUGAAAAACUAGAGAGAGAGUUUGUCCAAUGGUUUUACAAGUAUGCCCAUGAAUUGCAAAACAAUGUACAAAAUCAGCUUAUACAAGAUCUGGCAAAGGGACCACUCAGAAGUGUCACCACUUUUAAUGGGUAUUGUGUUAAUGGAUGUAAAUUCAACACAAUCAAUAGAAGUUCAAGUAGAAACUCAAUGAAUUUUGGUGUAUGUAUAAAAGGGAGUAAUUACAGUUCUGAAGAAAGUGACUACUAUGGACAGUUGGUCGAGGUGUUGCGAUUGGAGUAUCCAGGGCUACCAAUUAAGCGGACUGUACUUUUCAAAUGUGAUUGGUUUGAUCCAACACCAAAUACGGGCACCAAGGUGCAUAGACAGUAUAGAAUUGUUGAUAUUAACAAUAAGCAUAGAUAUAGUAAGUACGAGCCAUUUGUAUUGGCCUCUCAGGCAACACAAGUCGUUUAUGCUUCAUACCCGAGCAAGCGUCGUGACAAAAAUGAUUGGUGGGCUGUGAUGAAAGUUAAAGGUAGACCCGUUGUUGAAGUAUCUCAAACAUCUUCAAAGACAUAUGAACCUUUUCAAGAAGAUGACCAAGAUUAUGCUGAAGUAAAUAUAGAUGAUAUUAAUCAACAACACUGCCUGAAUGAUUCUAGCGGAGGAAUGACUGAGAUUUAUGAUGACAUUUCGACAGAGGAAGACGAAUUCCUUAGUGACCCUGAUUUUGAUGCAGAUGCAGAUGGUGAUAAUGAGUUCAAUUCAUGUGAAUCAGACUAA